Messenger RNA from Sporothrix schenckii 1099-18, 897 nucleotides. Its product is annotated as integral membrane protein 25d9-6. Gene Ontology annotation, cellular component: cytoplasm; membrane. The transcript has 3 exons. The record is from RefSeq and is a predicted model, not a curated record. Bases 1 to 897 code for a protein of 298 amino acids. Lineage: Eukaryota; Fungi; Ascomycota; Sordariomycetes; Ophiostomatales; Ophiostomataceae.
AUGUCGUUCAAGGUUGAGCGGGACACAUUCCAGCAGCAAGGCGCUGCCGCCUUCCAGCAAGGUGCUUCUCAGUUCCAGACGCCACCGCCGCCGUCGUCUGCCCAGCAGCUGCUGCACCCUAUUCGGACCGCCGAGCGCGCUCUCGCCGGCCCCCCGAUUCCUGGCACCAGUGGCCAUCAUCCCAUUGCCGAAGUCGUCGGCACAGCACUGACCGGUGGCCGCCAGAAUGCCGGCACUAAGGGUUACCUUGCUACCUAUAUCAAGCAGCUGGAGGAGAACCCUCUGCGCACCAAGAUGCUCACUGCUGGCACCCUCGCCGGUACUCAGGAACUCCUUGCCUCGCGGCUAGCUAAGGACCGCAACAAGCAUGGCCACUACUUUACCUCGCGUGUGCCCAAGAUGGCUGCCUACGGUGCCCUUGUGAGCGCUCCUCUUGGCCACUUCCUCAUCUGGAUCCUGCAGAAGACGUUCAAGGGCCGCACCAGCCUGAAGGCCAAGAUCCUGCAGAUCCUUGUGAGCAACCUGCUUAUUGCUCCCAUCCAAAACACCGUCUACCUGACGGCCAUGGCCCUGAUCGCCGGUGCCCGGACGUACCACCAGGUCCGCGCUACUGUCCGCGUCGGCUUCUGGAAGGUCAUGCGCGUGACCUGGAUCACGAGCCCCAUCUGCUUGGCCUUUGCCCAGAAGUUCCUGCCCGAGAACGCCUGGGUGCCCUUCUUCAACCUGGUGUCCUUCAUCAUUGGCACGUACAUCAACACUGUCACUAAGAAGAGACGUCUUGCAGCCCUGCGCAAGAAGCACUUCGGUGACGGCUCUGGCCGCGCCGGCUCUGCCGGCGGCCGUGUUGAUGACUACCCGCCGCCGCCCACGCUUGGCGGCCAGAACCCCCAGUACUAA